AUGUAUACUCUACUCAUUAUACAGCUCCUGAUUUCCCUCCUCGUCUUCCCAAACGCUGCUCUCUCCGACCGCCCCCCAGGCAAAGACGCCAUCCUCCUCUCGCGCGUCCGUUCACUCACCCUCCGCGGAAAUCGUCUCACCACUUCAAGACGAGUAUCUCCAAUCCCGCAGCUAAAAUGCACCGGCCCGUCCAAGCGCAUCUGCAAUAUGUACGAGAUCGACACAAUGCGAUGCACAAACGAAGGCUACGACUACGAUGAAGAAGACGUCCAGUGGACCUGCACUGCAUCACUCCCACGAGAAUUCAAGCUCGGGGCUACGGACGUGAUUUGUGAGGGAUACCGGAAUGCCGACGAUAAGUGGAUAUUGAAAGGGAGUUGUGGAGUCGAGUAUCGCCUACUGCUGACGGAAGCCGGGGAGGAGAAAUUUGGACACUUGCGCAAUGAGAGAUCAAGCUCUUCAAAUGAUGAGCUUGGCCCCGGAGGCAAAGUGAUCUUCUUUGGGUUUAUGAUCGCAGUUUUUGCGUUCAUUUUGGCAGCGUUUUUCAAUGAGUGUUGUGGGUCGGGGGCGAAUCGGCCACAGCGACGACGACGUGGUGGUGGUGGUGGUGGUGGUGGUGGUGGUUACGGGGAUGAUGGCCCUCCGCCUCCGUACUCAGCCUCGCCGCCUCCUUAUACUCCUUCUUCGGACCCUAAUGAGCGCUGGAGACCCGGGUUUUGGACGGGUGCGUUGGGUGGUGGGGCGGCUGGUUAUGCGCUGGGAAGAAGAAGCGCUGGGAAUCGGUCUAGUUCGUCAUCUACAUGGAGCCGGUCCUCCUCGUCCAGAAGAUAUGAUGACCCUGGGGAGGGUAGCUCAGGAUCGCGCACUCCGCGCUUCUCCAGCACCGGAACAAGUACCGGGUUUGGCUCAACACGCCGCAGGUAA
This is a messenger RNA of Aspergillus niger, 924 nucleotides long. RefSeq lists its product as uncharacterized. Gene Ontology annotation, biological process: regulation of store-operated calcium entry. Bases 1 to 924 code for a protein of 307 amino acids. NCBI's taxonomy places the organism in Eukaryota, Fungi, Ascomycota, Eurotiomycetes, Eurotiales, Aspergillaceae. The record is from RefSeq and is a predicted model, not a curated record. The transcript has a single exon. Gene Ontology annotation, cellular component: endoplasmic reticulum membrane.